This is a messenger RNA of Fusarium subglutinans, 2310 nucleotides long. RefSeq lists its product as uncharacterized. NCBI's taxonomy places the organism in Eukaryota, Fungi, Ascomycota, Sordariomycetes, Hypocreales, Nectriaceae. The transcript has a single exon. The record is from RefSeq and is a predicted model, not a curated record. The coding region runs from base 1 to 2310 and encodes 769 amino acids.
AUGCUGUCCAAGAUUGCUCUAGUGACCUUGGGCCUAAUUGGUUUUGCUGCUGCUGGUCCCUGCAAGCCUAGCAGCCGAGCCACGGUGAGCAGCCAUUCUGCAACCUCAUCGGCUGCGACAAUCGAUGUUUCCGAGACUUCGACGGAUAGCCAUACAAACCUCAACAGUCUCACCAUCACGUCAUCUACUGAGACCACCGAAGUUCCCAGUUUGACUCUUCCCCAGUCAUCAACAACCACUCAAGAGGAAAACAUAAUCAUCACCAACGCGAUUUUAGGAGGCUCCUUCGCCAGUCGCGAUCCCAAUAGCCCAAGUGGCCUCACCAACUUCGGCGCCUCAGGUAAUGCCGAGUUCCACCAAGGCGGAUGCUACCGUGUUGAUGGUAGCCUCGACGAUGGCUGCGCAGCUUUGAGUGCUAAUGGGGACGUCACCAAGCGAAGCUUCUUUGGCUCUUUUGCUAGCAUCUUCCAGACUGUACGGUCGGUCCCGAGAAAGAAGUACACUAUCCAAUUCUUUUAUCUCAUUAGGUCAGCUGGAAGCCAAGGCUGUGUUGCAAGCGCGGCAUUUGGUAAUUCAGAGUUCUAUUCUCAACCUGCUUCUAGUUCAGGACCAUCGUGGGCCAGGGUACUGAGGCAGGUUGAGGCACUUUCUGACUUACCAACCUUUGCUAUCUCACUGACAUGCUCUGGCGGUGGUACUUCUUCGAUCUUGGUCGACUCCAUCUUCAUCUCGGACCAGGUUACCCCAGAUACGAUUGACAAUUUCAAGCUUGACUUAGGUGGGAGCCCUCCGAUGGAUCCUGUCGAGACUACGACGGCGAUCAGGGCUCAAGAGUCCCCUACCCUCACAACAGGUCAAAGCGGAUCUACCGGCACCGAAGGCUCGGAAAGGACGAGCGCAGCGACACCCAUCUCAACAGCGUCUCUAGAGGUCACUUCGUCGGUUGCCACUGAGGCAAAGUCCACUAGUUCUGAUCCCGACACAUCCAGUGCUGCGUCAGAGAGCAGGGAGAUUACAACAACAUCUUCGACUGAGAUUACCCCGGGAAGAAACACCGAUUCUACCGUCGUCAGUGCAUCCUCGACCUCGCUAGCUGCUGAGGAGACCAGCAGGGGUGAGACAACUAGCUCGGCAUCAGAGAAAAUUGGCUCGAUAUCUCAAUCUGCCACUACAGAAGAGCCUUCUCAUACCACAGGCUCUGCCUGCAAGCAAACAUGUCAGAUCAUCAACGACUAUUACGCACAUCUGGAUGACUUCGGAUGCGAUCUCAAUGGUGUUUUCACGAAUAGUGAUGCUAUUUAUACUCUUCCUGGUGAAGAAGUUGGUGCGACUCAAACUCACUUGUACAGCAGCAACGAGGAGUGUGCCGAAGUUUGCAAGACUCUUCCUGGAUGCUUGUCAGCUGGAUUCCAGAGACUCUCUGGCAAGUGUUUCUUCUCCAAUACUCUGGUCACCCGAGAGGAAAUACGGGACGGAAGAGACAGCCAAAUGGUCCAUUGGUUCGGUAUGGAGUGCUUCGUUUGCGGCUGCAGUUCAGGCGACACAUCGACAACGGCGAUUCCUACGACAACCCUAGUUCCUGAACCAACCAGCUUCACCACAACCACUAAAGCUACUCAGCCAACAGGUGUUUGCCACAACAACCGCGGCCAAGAGUGCGAGAUCAACCUAUCAAGCGUCGAAAACAACCCUUAUGUCUGCAUUGGCGGAGGCGUCUUUUUAGGAGAGUCCUGGACAGUCCCUCGCUCAAUGUAUCCUAUGCAGGAGAACGGAGAGCAGUGCGCAGCCAUCUGCGACACUCUGGAGAACUGUGAAUCCUCUGGCUACUUUAGUAUGGAGAACCACUGUCUCUUUACAACAACGAAGAUAAAAACAUCCGACUUUGCGGAUCCCGAUCCAAACUACGACGAUCCUGGGCUAGACCCCAAGAACAGUGUUUGGAGCCAUAGAUCCUGUUAUACGUGUCCGACUUGCGUCCUCAGCGACGCACCUCUUCCCAAGAGCCCCACGUGCAACUACAAACCUGGUGACUCUUGCACGCGUGUAAGUGCGGAUGGUGUUCUGUGCAAUUACUCGGGAAUGUUGCCUGGAACUUUUGGCGCUCUUGGCAGUUAUCCUGACCAGAGUUCAUCAGGAAAAUGUGCUGCUAUAUGCCGGAAGAUGACCAGGUGUAUGGGCUCUGGGUACAGGGAUGGUAGGUGCAUGUUUACAAGCACGACUCUGGCGGCAGGUGAUUUCCUGGAUAGGCAUAAUUACGAUCUUGUCUGGGACGAUCCGUCUUGCUUUGAAUGCCCCGGCUGUUCAACAUAG